Molecule: messenger RNA, 2847 nt
Organism: Emys orbicularis (European pond turtle)
Lineage: Eukaryota; Metazoa; Chordata; Testudines; Emydidae
Gene: GAA
Product: alpha glucosidase
Exons: 19
Coding region: 1-2847 (948 amino acids)
Biological process (GO): glycogen catabolic process; lysosome organization
Cellular component (GO): lysosomal membrane
Molecular function (GO): alpha-1,4-glucosidase activity; carbohydrate binding
Source: RefSeq, a predicted model, not a curated record
AUGCCCCCAGUGAGACUGAAGGAGGCAGAGAAUUUCCCCGGCUGCCAGGCUUCCUGCACCGUGCUGCAGGUGUCUGUCAUCAAUAUUGCUGCUCUGCUCGCAACAGUUGCCCUACACACCAUCUUCAAUGUCCAUGAAGUCAUUGUGGCUGCUGCGAGCCUCGGAGACCCCCCGGGGCCAGAGACAACCCACCGCUCCAGUAGCGCUAAUGGAGAAGGGCGGACGUGGUAUCAGAGGUGGGCAGAGCAACUGGAGACCCCAGGUGCUGCUGCGUCAGGGCCCUUGCUCUGUGACCGCUCUCCGGAUAGCCGGUUUGACUGUGCACCUGAGAAGCUUCUCUCCAGAGCAGAGUGUGAGGCUCGGGGCUGCUGCUACGUCCCGGUUUCCUCUAGGGGCCCUGCGAUUUGGCAGCCCUGGUGUUUCUUCCCACCCAGCUACCCCAGUUACAAGGUGGAGAACCUGAGUGCCACAGAGACAGGUUACACUGCCCGCCUGACCCGCACUGUGCCCACCUUCUUCCCAGAAGACAUAAUGGUUCUGCGGCUGGAUGUGGCGUUUGAGACGGAGGGCAGGCUCCACUUCACGCUCAGGGAUCCAGCAAACAAACGCUAUGAAGUGCCACUUGAAACCCCAAAAGCGAGAGGCCAAAUCGCCUCUAAACUGUACAGCGUGCAGUUCUCAGCUGACCCCUUUGGCCUGAUGGUAUUCAGGGAAUCCAGCGGGCAGGUUUUGUUGAACACCACAGUUGCUCCCCUCUUCUUUGCUGACCAGUUCCUCCAGAUCUCCACCUCCCUGCCCUCCCAUUUCAUCUCUGGCUUGGGGGAGCACCUGACCUCACUCGCCCUCAACGUCAAUUGGACCAAAGUCACCCUUUGGAAUCGGGACAUGGCGCCCACGCCUUACGCCAAUCUCUAUGGCUCUCACCCGUUCUACCUGGUGAUGGAGGAUGGCGGCUUGGCCCAUGGAGUCUUCCUGCUGAACAGCAACGCCAUGGAUGUGGUGCUGCAGCCGAGCCCAGCCCUGACGUGGAGAACAACAGGCGGCAUUCUGGAUUUCUACGUCUUCCUGGGCCCUGACCCCAAGAGUGUGGUCCGGCAGUACCUGGAUGUCAUCGGGUACCCGUUCAUGCCCCCCUACUGGGGCCUGGGAUUCCACUUGUGCCGCUGGGGCUACUUCUCCACCGCUGCGACCCGGCAGGCUGUGAAGAACAUGACAGCAGCACAGUUCCCCUUGGAUGUGCAAUGGAACGACCUAGAUUAUACAGACGCCAAGAGAGACUUCACCUUCAACAAGAACAACUUCAAGGACUAUCCGGACAUGGUGCGGGAGUUCCACCGAAGCGGCCGGAGGUACGUCAUGAUCGUGGAUCCAGCAAUCAGCAGCUCGGGGCCCCCCGGCAGCUACAAACCCUACGACGAUGGGCUGAAGCGAGGGGUGUUCAUCCGAAAUGCAACAGGGCAGCCUCUGGUUGGGAAAGUAUGGCCUGGCCCGACCGUCUUCCCAGACUUCACUAACCCAGAGACUCACCGGUGGUGGCACGACAUGGUGCAGGAGUUCCAUGACCAGGUGCCCUUCGACGGCAUGUGGAUUGACAUGAACGAGCCAUCCAACUUCGUGGCGGGCUCCUUGGACGGCUGCCCCAACAACAAACUGGAAAACCCACCCUAUGUGCCAGGUGUCCUGGGGGGCAGCCUGCGGGCAGGGACCAUCUGUGCCUCCAGCCAGCAGUACCUGUCCUCGCACUACAACCUCCACAGUCUGUACGGGCUGACGGAGGCCAUCGCUUCCCACGAUGCGCUGGUGAGGGUGCGAGGGAAGCGCCCUUUCGUGAUCUCGCGGUCAACCUUUGCGGGUCACGGCCGCUUCGCUGGCCACUGGACUGGGGACGUCCGGAGCAGCUGGGAGCAGCUGUAUUACUCUAUCCCAGAGGUGCUGCUCUUCAACCUGUACGGGGUGCCGCUGGUCGGGGCGGACAUCUGCGGCUUUCUGGGUGACACCUCUGAGGAGCUGUGCGUACGCUGGACCCAGCUGGGCGCCUUCUAUCCCUUCAUGCGGAACCACAACGACCACGGCAGCAAGCCCCAGGAGCCGUACGCCUUCAGCCCUGCAGCCCAGGAGGCCAUGAGGAAGGCCCUCGUCCUGCGAUACUCGCUGCUGCCGUAUCUCUACACCCUCUUCCACAAGGCCCACUCUGCGGGGGAGACGGUAGCACGACCCCUCUUCAUGGAGUUUCCCGCAGACCCGAACACCCUGAGUGUUGACCGCCAGUUCAUGUGGGGAGCAGGGCUCCUCAUCACGCCAGUGCUAGAAGCAGGGAAGACCAAAGUCAGCGGCUACUUCCCCAUAGAGACUUGGUAUAACCUGAUGGCAGGCUCCGUCAUCCACAGCAAGGGCCAAUGGGUCCUCUUACCAGCUCCACUGGACACCAUUAACGUCCAUGUGCGGGCAGGACACAUCCUACCUCUGCAAGAGCCUGGCCUCACGACCACCGAGAGCCGGAAGAAGGGCAUGGCCCUGGUAGUGGCCCUGACCGUGGCUGGGGUUGCCAGAGGCGACCUGUUCUGGGAUGACGGUGAGAGCCUGCUGACGUUUGAGAAGGGCGACUACACUCAAAUCCUCUUCCUGGCCACGAACGGUGUGCUGUUGAGUGAGUUGGUGCGGGUGAACAGCCAGGUGGACGGGCUGUUGCUGCAGGAGGUGACCGUGCUGGGUGUCCCCAGCCCGCCCCAGAGGGUUCUAGCUAACGGCAUCCCUGUCUCCGAUUUCUCCUACAACGCAGACACCAAGAUCCUGAUGAUCCCGCUCUCUCUCCCAAUGGGGGAGCAGUUCAUGGUCACCUGGGCCUGA